CGUUCAGGGAGACUUUUCUCUUUCUCUUUCCUCGCUGUUUUUUUUCCUCGUAUGUGUGUUCGGCAAUGAUAAACUGAAGCGGCAGCGUGCGUGGAGGGCUCACACGGAGUGGCUCCCUAACUUCCCGAGGACGCUAUACCUCCACAUAUUCGACUAACAUAUGCCCUUAUAAGCCUCGCAGUGCGGACAAGGAUUUAAUACAUUUUCAGACAAUUUUUUAGUCUCUCUAGAAGAAGAAACACAUACAAAAAAUGCCUGUAGCGACUCUCCUGCCUUUCACAGCGACUCCGAAUAGGAAGUCUGUGAGCCCGACCUCCUUCAGACUGACGGAGAAAUUCAUUCUUCUUCUGGUUUUCAGUGCUUUUAUAACGCUCUGCUUCGGCGCAAUAUUCUUCUUGCCGGACUCCUCCAAGCUGCUCAGCGGAGUUUUCUUCCGCUCCGCACCGGCCGAGAGCGACCCUCGCCCGGGCACUGACGGGGACUUCGCCGGCGCCGGCGCCACUGGCAGGGACGAGAAAAUACUGGCCAAGAUCAGGAAAGAUCACGAAAAGGCACUGCUGGAAGCCAAAGACACGCUGCAGAAACGAACCGACGAGAUAAAGCAGGACAUUGAGAGCGAGAAGGAGAAAGUUGCCCGAGACGGCCAGGGCAGAGGCGGCGGGGGAAAGGACGACUCUCUGCCGGAGAUCGAGUUCGUACGGCCGCCUGGAGCAACAGGGCACGAACCGUCAGACCCGGACACCAAGGAGAAAAGAGCGAAAAUUAAAGAGAUGAUGCAGUUUGCUUGGGACAAUUACAAGCGCUAUGCCUGGGGUUCCAAUGAGCUGAGGCCCGUCUCCAAGCAAGGCCACUCCAGUAAUCUGUUUGGCAGUCUCAAAGGAGCCACCAUUGUGGAUGCUCUGGACACUCUCUACAUCAUGGAGAUGUAUGAUGAGUUUGAAGCUGCCACGGAGUGGGUGGAGAAAAACCUUGACUUUAACAUGAAUGCAGAAAUCUCAGUCUUUGAAGUGAACAUCCGCUUCGUCGGAGGACUGCUGUCCGCCUAUUAUCUCUCAGGCAAAGAGGUGUUCAGAAGGAAAGCUAUAGAGCUGGGAGAGAAGCUGCUGCCUGCAUUCAAGACCCCCACCGGCAUCCCCUGGGCUCUACUCAAUCUGAAGAGUGGUAUAGGCAGGAACUGGCCGUGGGCGUCUGGAGGCAGCAGUAUUUUGGCGGAGUACGGCACACUGCAUUUGGAGUUCAUACACCUGAGCAGACUGUCUGGGAAGCCUGUGUUUGCUGAGAAGGUCAUGAACAUCCGAAAGGUGCUGAAUCGCUUGGACAAGCCACAAGGGCUGUACCCCAACUAUCUGAACCCCAACAGUGGACAGUGGGGACAACAUCAUGUGUCGGUGGGAGGUCUUGGAGACAGUUUCUACGAGUACUUGCUCAAAGCCUGGCUAAUGUCCGACAAGAGAGAUGAAGAGGGCAAAAAACUGUACUACGAUGCUCUGAAGGCCAUUGAGACAAACCUGAUCCGGAAGUCCAGUGGUGGUCUAACCUACAUCGCAGAGUGGAAGGGAGGUCUUCUGGAACAUAAGAUGGGUCACCUGACUUGCUUUGCGGGAGGAAUGAUUGCGCUGGGAGCCGACGGGGCACCAGACGACAAGACAGGUCACCAGAUGGAGCUGGCAGCCGAAAUUGCCAGAACAUGCCAUGAGUCCUACGCCCGAACCAAUUUGAAGCUUGGUCCUGAGGCUUUCAGGUUUGACGGGGGCGUGGAAGCCAUCGCUACACGGCAGAACGAAAAAUACUUCAUCCUGCGGCCUGAGGUCAUAGAGACCUACAUGUACAUGUGGAGGUUCACUCAUGACCCCAAAUACAGGCAGUGGGGCUGGGAGGCCGUACAGGCUCUGGAACAGCACUGUAGGGUGGAGGGCGGCUACAGUGGAGUCCGAGAUGUUUACGCCAGCGGCCCCAGCCAUGACGACGUCCAGCAGAGCUUCUACUUGGCUGAGACUCUGAAGUAUCUGUACCUGCUGUUCUCGGACGAUGACCACUUGUCGUUUGAGCACUGGGUCUUCAACACUGAGGCUCACCCGCUGCCUGUGAUAAAGCGAGAGAGUGCUGAUCGGUCUAACCAGCUGUAGUAGCCCUGACCUUUCCCCCAAAGCCCUGCAGGCCUCCCCGAGCACUGGCCUGUUCUGUGGACACCCUCUGGCCUCUUCUCCAGGGCUUUGACCGAUGCUGGGCAACCAUCAGCUGGGGCUUCCUGGCCCAUGGCUCAGUGUCCUCUGCGCCAUUAUUAGAGAUAGCAGUCUGCAUGCUGCCCCUUCCCUGACCUUUGACUUCAUCAUUUUGGACCUCUCUCUGAGCCUCUGAGGCCCAAAGGACCUUCUUCUCUCCUCUAUGAGGAGAACAGAUGAUUUCCACUCAACCGUCUAAACUCUCAUACACACUUCGGGGACAAAAAAAAGCCAUACUGCAGUCAACAGCUAUCAUGUGUUUGUUUUAAAGUUGUGUGCGUUUGUUGAAACAUUUUAUUUAAGAAAUCCACUCACCUUGCAACUGUUUGAUUUAUUAGUUGAAUCAGUCCGAAAAUUCAUAUAUAGCAGCUUUUUUUGUUUUCCUUUUCUCUGAGUCACAGCUGCAAGGUAGUGAUGUGGAGUUAACUAGUGCCUUUUUUAGCUUAUUGACUAAUGGUCCUGGUAUGUAAAGUGGGCAGAUGUUUAACUGGCAAAGAUUUUAUCAGCUUCGGCUCAGCCCUCAAUUGACUUUUUUUUUUGUUUUUGUUUUGUUAUUUUUUUGACCCAUCUCAUUUUCCCUCAUUCAUUCCUGGUUCGAAGCUUUCCUACACUGGAGUUGGAGUUGGGGGUCCAAGGAAAGACAAAUUUACAGCUCAUACUGGAAUAAGACUGGUGUGGACAGUAGUAAUUAAUCUGGUACAACAUCAUAUCCUACUGCGUAAUUCAGUGCUUCCUCCCCCCCCAACCAGUCGACUUCUUGCGUUCCAAUUACACAGACUAGAUGUAUACAUUUGUUGAUUGUUUACUUAAUCAGGUGUUGGAGAGACUUUGCGUCCUUGAUAUGUAAAAUAUGAUACUUUGUGUUAAUUUAUUACUUGUGACUUAGAAAGGUUUUUCUUUCAGUGCCAGGGUGUUUCUUGGAUCUAGUUGGCACACUGAUGAAGUAACUGUCUUAUCUAAAGAAAUCAUAAUCCAGUGGGAAAGAGUCAGGAAGACAAGACAAGGGCAGUUAUCAGUCAAAUAGAGUGAACUAUUAUGUAUGAAUGUACCACCAAAUGUGAAGUGAACAUUACAUUGCCUAGGUAUGUUCUUAUCUUUGUUUGCUUUAAUGUUUCUUUCUUAGUGAAAGCACAAACCUCUGGGGGAGAAAAAGCUGGACAAAGGAACUGGGUGAAACCUACUGGUAUAGAACAGAGAAAGCACAAGUAAGGAAUCACGAUGCAAAGAUGCAAGGAAAGCAGAGGCAAACACACAGAACUGUAUACUACACUGGAUAAAACAUACCUGCCCACAUUCAUACAUACCAUUUGAAAAAAGUACUGGGAACAGCCUCAUGUUGGCCAUCCACCUUUAGGGCCGGUGUCCUAGACAUAGAUUAAGCUUAGUCUUGAACUAAAUUACAGUGCUAAUGAUGAAUCUUCACUGGAAUUCCUUUUUAGUAAAGACUAGGCUUAAUCUGGGUCUGGAAAACUAGCCCUUGUGAUCCGUUUCCCUGACAGAGAUUAAGCUUAGUCUUGGUCUUGUGGGACCAGAUGUGAUCUCGUAAUAAGAACACUUUUUUUGGACAGUUUACUGAACUCGUGGCGCUUGAUUGCAGCAAAAUCUGCCUCAAUACCUGACCCCAAAUUCCUGUAGUCCAUAACAAGUAUGGAGUACCAUUGACAAAACAAUAAUCUAAGCUAAUCUUCUUUUGUGUGAGAAUUCAUAUUUUUAACCAUGUGUAACGUGUUCUCUGCACCUGUACUACACGCUUAAUUGGAGUUUUGGGACUUUUCAGUUAUGCUUACUUUACGUUGCAUCCCUGGACUGACGACAGGUUUGUUGUCAGUCAGAUAAUGUUGGUGACUACUUUGAGCUCCAACUUAGGUUGGUUUCGAAAUUUCAAGCUCAGUUUGUUUCCACUAAUAGAUCUACAUUCCCACCGACAUUAAGCCCAGAAUUUCUCAUGUUUGUCCCCAGUUGUUCUCGUUAUGAGAACAUGCCUGGCCCCAUGAGACCAGCCUAGUUCUAAAUUAUAUUUUCCUUGUAAUGGAGAAUCUCCAUUUAGAAUGCUGUGUAAAGUUGUGGCUUAAUUUCUGUCCAGGAAACUGACUCUUAAUGCGUAUAUAUCAAAUAUAUGGAGGUUAGGACCAAACCCCAAAUACUUGAUGAUCACUCAAGAGAUUAGAGUUUUAGUGGGACAGAUCAGCUGGAGCUCUGGUUCAGUGUGGUCUGUCUGCCCCUGUGCAAGACUGCUGCAUACUGCGCUCUUAGGCUGGCUUUACAUGGUGAACGUUCGCGUGACUUUAUUUCCUUGAAUCCUACAUGAUAUGUUGCAUUAUGUAAAGCAUGUUGCAGCUCAUUUGGAAGCUCAAAAAUCUAAACUUUGUAGGCAGUGUUUCAUAAAACAGCCAUUCAGUGCACAGAAAAUAGCACAUGAUUAGGUUAAACAUCAUUUUUACCUAUUGAUUAAGACAGUAGGUUCAGCUAUUACAAUAAUGUUGCUUAUUUGCUAUUAAGUAGCUAGUUAGCUUGCUAAAUAAUGCUAAAAGCUGUUUGAAUGGGUACUUUUGGCAGCAUUUGUUUUGCUUUGUUAAUGUGCUGUAUCGUGAUUUAUGUAACUAGGUUAUAAAUUUUCUCCUCUCUUAACAGAAACACAUAUUAGGAUGCAUAUCACUGCUGUCGGAACAAAACCUUGUAUCUCCAAAAUGGUAACUUUACAGGAGACGGAAAAAACAUACUUAACUUUUAAUGUAAGUCAAUGGAACCAGACAUUUUUCCCAGUAAUUUUGGGCCAUUCAUCAUGAAAUUUUGACAAAAUGUAAAGAAAAACAGGUACUUUGAAAUUGUCAAAAACUGAAAGACGGAGGAAAAAAAAAACUGAAAAAUGGACAAAAAUGGUGAUGAGGUUUUGUUCCAACAGCAGCAAUUUGUAAGCUAAAUGAAACAUUGCAGAAGAUUGCUGAUCUUGCUAACUAGUGGAAUAAAUGAAUGUGUUAAAUUCAACUUGCUUCAUAUAACUAAGAUGGAUGGAUGUUUCACAGUGUAAAGCCAGGGUCAAGAUCCAUACUAUUCCCAAGAACCCUCCUACCAUACGUUUAGUACUGGAAUAGAGCAGAACUAAUAUUGAGCUGGAUCCAAAGAGCAGCAGGUUCUUUGUAUAGUUCUUUAACAUGAAGACCAAAGGGGAGCUGUCACCAUAAACCUGCUGUAAGAUUGUAACUAAUGACCUUCUAACUAACCAGUCCCUGUUAUAAUGACUCUAAACGCUAACUGCUUUAGUGCUGCUUUCUGAAUUAUUCUGCAACAGUGGACAGUAAACAUGGUCCCAAACUGCUGACUUGCUAGAUCAAUAAAAGAUCAUGUUAGAAACUAUGACUAAGCAAUUGACUUCUCUUGGACUAACCCUUCAUUUGACACUGUGACACUGUAUAUAAGACAUUGAAGUUUACUGUACUCAUUUUGAAAAUCUCACUGACAUUUUAACACUGCUGCUCCAAACCAAGGCCUUUCAUCCACGAGCAGUUUGCUAGCCUAACUCACUAAGUAGCGAGUUGGCUGAAUACCUGAGAAGCCACAGGUGCAGGUUACAGUCUGAGGCGGAUGUUUCCUUGCAUCUUGUUUCAAUAUGCAGAUUAGAAAUUGUGCUGUUCAGUUUUUUUUUGCUUUGUUUUUUGUUUUCUCAAUUUAUUAUUUUUUUUCAUCUUUGAUUGAAUCGUGGUGGAAACAUUGUGUUGACUAUCUUGCGUAAUUAUGCCUUUUUAAUUUGUGAAUCUGUUUGUUCUUCUGUUGUGAUUCAACCUCGAAAAGUAACUGUACAAUAUUGCUGAUAAUCAUUCCUUUGCACAUAGGGUAAUUUUAUUUUUCUUCAUGCAGUUGAUUUUGUGGGAAAUUGUUCUGUCUGGUUUUGUGUUUUCUUUCUUUUUCUUGUUAUUAUAAUGUACAUAUUCCAUUCUGGCAAACUGCCACUAAACAUUUAUAUAAAUCUUAUGAUCUUAGGGAAUAAAUUAUAUUAAUGAGCAGCAGAAUUUUUUGAUAAACUAUAUUUGUUACACUUCUAUUGUGAAUAAAAAAAUCUUUUAAUAUAAA
This is a messenger RNA of Colossoma macropomum (tambaqui), 6290 nucleotides long. RefSeq names its product mannosidase, alpha, class 1A, member 1 (gene man1a1). The record is from RefSeq and is a predicted model, not a curated record. The coding region runs from base 252 to 2126 and encodes 624 amino acids. Gene Ontology annotation, cellular component: extracellular exosome; endoplasmic reticulum; Golgi membrane. Gene Ontology annotation, biological process: N-glycan processing; carbohydrate metabolic process. The transcript is spliced from 12 exons. Gene Ontology annotation, molecular function: mannosyl-oligosaccharide 1,2-alpha-mannosidase activity; calcium ion binding. Lineage: Eukaryota; Metazoa; Chordata; Actinopteri; Characiformes; Serrasalmidae.